Messenger RNA from Ctenocephalides felis (cat flea), 661 nucleotides. RefSeq lists its product as uncharacterized. The coding region runs from base 188 to 589 and encodes 133 amino acids. Lineage: Eukaryota; Metazoa; Arthropoda; Insecta; Siphonaptera; Pulicidae. The record is from RefSeq and is a predicted model, not a curated record. The transcript is spliced from 7 exons.
UAAUGUAAUCGUUUGAAUCAUUAAAAUAAUGCAAUGUGUAUUUAUCAUUCAAAACACUUUUUAUCACUGCUUUCAAUUCAUAAAUUCGUUUUGUAUACAUCCAAGUGCGAAUUCCAAACCGUUGUGACAUCAACACACAAUGUACAAAGACAAAAAAACUGUAGGAAGUGGAAUGAUCAAGUAAUGUAUGAUAACUAGAUUCACUUCUCCACUACUGAACCACCAACUGCUAUCAUCAACCCGACCGGCUUUAUCGACUCUAGUCAAUCAAACAGUAAGCUCAUAUCAAGUAUCUAUCAGGCUAUUCACUUCUCCACUACUGAACCACCAACUGCUAUCAUCAACCCAACCGACUUCAAACAGUAAGCUCAUAUCAAGUAUCUAUCAGGCUAUUCACUUCUCCACUACUGAACCACCAACUGCUAUCAUCAACCCGACCGGCUUCAAACAAUUCACUUCUCCACUACUGAACCACCAACUGCUAUCAUCAACCCGACCGGCUUUAUCGACUCUAGUCAAUCAAACAAUUCACUUCUCCACUACUGAACCACCAACUGCUAUCAUCAACCCAACCGGCUUCAAACAGUAAGCUCAUAUCAAGUAUCUAUCAGGCUAUUCACUUCUCCACUACUGAACCACCAACUGCUAUCAUCAACCCGAC